Molecule: messenger RNA, 1662 nt
Organism: Coffea arabica (coffee)
Lineage: Eukaryota; Viridiplantae; Streptophyta; Magnoliopsida; Gentianales; Rubiaceae
Molecular function (GO): nucleic acid binding
Source: RefSeq, a predicted model, not a curated record
AUGGUACCCCCUCCUACCUAUCCAUAUGGCAUGCCCGCGUGGUAUAACCCACAAGCCGUCUGUGCUUAUCAUUCAGGGGCCCCCGGACAUGCAACCAUUGAUUGCAAGGCUCUAAAGCAUAGAAUUCAAGAUAUGGUUGAAGCCGGGGAGAUUGUAAUCCGAAAGAGGGAGGCACAAGGGCCGAAUGUAAAUAGGAACCCCUUGCCGGAACACGCUAAUACCAAUGGGGUCAUUCUGGACGACGCGGAGUACGUGGAACAAGUCAAAAAGAUAGUAAGGGAAGCUGAAGUGUUUGGGGUCACGGACCAACCAUUUGUCAUAGAAUUGCCAUUUGAAGAGGAUGAAAAGCCUUUUAUCUUGGAUCUCACGCCAGCUGAGAGGGCGGUUUUGGAGCCAAUAGUCGUCGAAUUCCCGAAGCAGGAGCCUGUCCUGAGUCUGCAACAAGUGCCAUGGAACUACGAUGAACCUGUCAUACAGAUUGGAGAAAAGUUAAUUGCGAAGGAAGAAGUGUCAGCGGUCACCAGAUCGGGGAAGGAUGCAAGUCCAUUUGAAGCUGCCAUUCCAUUUCAAGCAAGUAAUUCCGAGCCACCUGCUAAGCCAACAAUCACCGAGAAAGAAGCAUUGGAUUUUCUUAAGAGGCUCCAGAGAAGUGAAUACAAUAUAGUCGAGAAGCUAAGCAAGUCGCCCGCUCAAAUAUCCAUGUUGGAUUUGCUCUUUUCAUCAGACACGCAUAGGAAUGCAUUGCUUGAAGUGUUGACUAAAGCUCGAAUCCCUAAGGACAUUUCAGUUGAUAAUUUCUCACAUGUAGUUGGGAAUGUGUUAUUCACCAAGCAAAUUGCUUUCUCAGACGAUGAAUUGCCGGCGGAAGGGACCGUAGUCCGAGGUUUUGAUGGAGCACAAAGAGAGCCAAUAGGAGAAGUGGAUUUAGUCGUCGAGAUGGGGCCUGCCCAGUUUCAAAUAACCUGCCAAGUCAUGCACUUUCCUAGUGUUUACAAUGUUCUGCUUGGAAGGCCGUGGAUUCAUAAGUCUGGGGCUGUGCCUUCUUCAUUACAUCAAUUGCUGAAAUUCGUAGUAAAUGACAAGCUGAUACCUAUCUUUGCCGAGGAGGAUUGCCUUGUAAUUACCGAUUCUGAGUGCAAAGAAGAGAGUAGCCGAAAUGCCACCGUGACCCCUUAUAGCACGGCUGAUAUUGUCUCCGUCAGUUGGAUAACAAAGGAGGAGCGAGCUCUAUCAAAGGCCAGUGUCAUGAUGGCUAAGGAAAUGAUCCGCGGAGGAUAUGAAUUUGACAAAGGGCUGGGACGAGACUUGCAAGGAAUUCGGAAGCCAGUGGAGAUUGUGGAGAAAAAGGAUUCAUUUGGUUUGGGUUUCCGACCGACUACUAAAGACAUUAGAGAAAUGAAGGAACGAAAGAGAGCGGAGAAAGAAGGAAGGCAAAUGGCCCUUGACAUUCCACCCCUGCAUUAUACUUUUCCACGACCAACCGAGGUAAUCAUGUCAGAGCUUAACCCGGUCGACGAAAUUGAAGCUAGUUUGGCCCAAUUGUUCGUUGGGGCAACAUUUGAAGACAGUUUCCCAGAUGAGGCCGAGUUUCCCGACAUCCCUGAAGGAUCAAUUUCUAAUUGGACAGCCGAGUUUCUGCCCAUUCGAAAGGAGUUUCGGUAA